Molecule: messenger RNA, 1710 nt
Organism: Closterium sp. Yama58-4
Lineage: Eukaryota; Viridiplantae; Streptophyta; Zygnematophyceae; Desmidiales; Closteriaceae
Source: the annotation of a GenBank genome assembly
AUGUCGACGUCAACCGCGUCGCACGUUUUCUCGGCGGACGAUGACGACGCGAGGUCGAAUUCGUCCGGCGAAAUGGACGGAUCGAUGAGCGACGACGAGGUGACGCAGCAGCGCCUGCACAGUCGCCCGCAGCUCGCGACGACGGCGGAGGAUCUCACCGCGAACCUUCCCGACGAUUGCCUCGUGCACGUGUUCCGGAAGCUCGGAACGUCGGAUCUUGCCAGAUGCUCCCUGGUGUGCAGGCGGUGGUUCAUGCUAGACGCUGAAACGAGGCCAAGCAUGUCGCUGCGCGCGACGCUGGAAGCGGCGCCGGACCUCGCGAGCCUGUUCACGCGGUUCACGGGCGUGCAGAAGCUGGUGCUGAAAUGCGAGCGUAAUGUUAUGAGUAUCGACGACGCGUCGUUGGACACGAUCGCCCGGCAGUGCGUUUAUCUGAGAAAGCUGAAGCUUAAGAACUGCCGACAGAUCACGGACGAUGGCAUGGAGAGGUUCGCCCGGGCCUGUCCGGAGCUUCGGAAGUUCUCGUGUGGGAGCUGUGGGUUCGGGCUGAGGGGGCUCAACGCCCUGCUGAACGGCUGCAUCCAUCUUGAGGACUUAACCGUGAAGAGAAGCCUCCAUCCCUCAUUGCCUAAAGACCGCGUCACGCAGAUCCCACACGUGUCGGACUCGCUCUCACCCCCGGCCAACCUCUCUCUGAAGCGCCUCUGCCUUAAGGACCAGCGCCAGUCGCACAUCUGGGUGCCGCUGCUGCAGGCCACGUCAAGGCUAGAAACCCUAAUUUUGGCACGGAAUGCGGGGCACUGGGACCAGGUGCUCGGAAGCUCUCUGGGAGAAAAGCUCACUCCGGAGCUGUCUCAGAUAUACGUGGAGAGGGUGCAGAUAACGGACAAGGGGCUGCAGUGCAUCGGGAAAUGCCCCAAGCUAGAGGCGCUGGUGGUGGUGCGCACUCCAGAGUGCACAGAUGCAGGCAUGGCGGCUGUAGCGGCCGGCUGUAGCGGGCUAAAGAGGCUGCAUGUGGAGGGGUGGGCGCCGGGGCAUCUGGGAGACCCGGGGCUGUCUGCGAUCGCCAGACACUGCCGGCAGCUACAGGAGUUGCUGCUGGUAUCCCAUGCCUGCACCGUCUCCUCUCUUCAACUGCUAGCUUCCAACUGCCCUUCCUUAGAGCGCCUCACGCUCUGCUCAGGCCACAACAUGGGCGACCCUGAGCUUGCCACCCUCGCCUACUCCUGCUCCAACCUGCGCCGCCUCUGCGUGAAAGCCUGUAACAAGGUUACCGACCUCGGGAUUUACGCGCUCGCGAACGGGUGCCCGAGCCUGCAGAGGCUGAAGGUGAGGCGGUGUCCGGCGGUUUCGGCGCAUUCGCUGAGUGUGUUGCAGGAGCAGAGGCCUACGCUGGUGAUUACGCAGGAGAGGAGUCGGGGUGGGGUGGGGAGAGGAGGGGAGAGAGGGGAAGGGAGGGAGGGCGGUGGGGGAAGGAGGGAGGGUGGAGGACGGGGAGAGGGAGGGGUUGUGGGGGGUGGUGGUGCUGGUGGUGCUGGUGGUGAUGGUGAUGGUGCAGAUGGAGGCGGUGUUGGUGGAGGCGCAGGUGGUGGUGGGGGUGGUGGUUUGGGUGGGUUGCUGGGUGAUGGCCCUCCCCUUCCUCACCUCGUGGAGGUUCGGGAAUGGAAGGAGGUUCAGGUAUGGGAACUGCAGGUCCGGGAACGGCUGUAG